GCCGUUUCGAGUAGAGUCUCCUUUUUUCUGUCGCGCUGUACCGGACCGGCUGUUUAACUCGGAAUAACGGGAACAGUACGGGAAGUUGAACCCGGUUAGAAAAACAAGAGCGACGGGGAUCCAAAGCGGAAAAUAAACGGAACGAAUCUCCUCUAAACUCAUCCGAAAAGAAGAAGCGGUGUAUCCUCGCGCGAUGGAGGCGGCGCGAGACGCUGCGCCUGACUCGUGGGAGCAGGAGCUCGAGGCCCCGGUGCGCGCGCUCUCCGGUCUGAACGUGAACGCGGCCGAGUUCGUGCCCACCUUCCUUCAGAUGGACAGCGGGCCGAAGAGCGCUGAUGAUGCGGCUCCUGAAAAUGACGCCAGCGUUGAGGUCUCGGAACCUGAAGCGUCUCCGCCCGUGGAGAACGGAGCCGGGGACGCCGAGCUGGCCGCCGAGGACGAGAGCUGGGAUCAGAAGGGAGGGGAGGAGGACUCGCCCCAGGAGGAGGCCAUGGAGGAGGACGAGGAGGCGCCCAAGCCCAAAGUGAUUCCGCCUCAGCCGAACGCACCCAAGAAGGAGCACGUCAACGUGGUGUUCAUCGGCCAUGUGGAUGCUGGCAAAUCGACCAUUGGAGGACAGAUCAUGUAUCUGACAGGCAUGGUGGAGAAGAGAACGCUGGAGAAGUACGAGAGGGAAGCCAAGGAGAAGAACAGGGAAACCUGGUACCUGUCCUGGGCCCUCGAUACCAACCAGGAGGAGCGAGACAAGGGUAAAACGGUGGAGGUGGGCAGGGCGUAUUUCGAGACCGAGAAGAAGCACUUUACCAUCCUCGACGCUCCGGGACACAAGAGCUUCGUCCCCAACAUGAUCGGAGGCGCCUCGCAAGCCGAUUUAGCCGUGCUGGUGAUCUCGGCCCGUAAGGGGGAGUUCGAGACGGGAUUUGAGAAAGGAGGCCAGACGCGAGAGCACGCCAUGCUGGCCAAAACGGCGGGGGUCAAGCACCUGAUCGUCCUCGUCAACAAGAUGGACGACCCCACCGUGAACUGGAGUUUGGAGAGGUACGAGGAGUGCAAGGAGAAGCUGGUGCCGUUUCUGAAGAAGGUGGGCUUCAACCCUAAGAAAGACAUUCAUUUCAUGCCAUGUUCGGGACUCACCGGGGCCAACCUGAAGGAACCGGUCGAGCACUGCACCUGGUACACAGGUUUACCGUUCAUUCCACAUCUGGACAACUUGCCAAAUUUGAACAGAUCCAGUGACGGACCAGUGAGAUUACCGAUCGUGGAUAAGUACAAGGACAUGGGCACGGUGGUUUUGGGCAAACUGGAGUCCGGAAGCAUCAGCAAAGCCCAGCAACUCAUAAUGAUGCCCAACAGGCACACCGUAGAGGUCCUGAGCCUGCUCUCGGACGACGUCGAGACGGACGACGCCGGGCCCGGGGAGAACCUCAAGCUCCGGCUCAAAGGCAUCGAGGAGGAGGAGAUCCUGCCCGGCUUCAUCCUCUGUACCUCGGAGAGCCUCUGCCAUUCCGGACGCACCUUCGACGCUCAGAUCGUCAUCAUCGAACACAAGUCCAUCAUCUGUCCGGGAUACAACGCCGUCCUGCACAUUCACACCUGCAUCGAGGAGGUGCAGAUCACGGCGUUAAUCUGUCUGGUGGAUAAGAAGUCGGGAGAGAAGAGCAAGACGCGACCCCGCUUCGUCAAACAGGACCAGGUGUGCAUCGCCCGCCUCCGGACCGCAGGGACCAUCUGCCUCGAGACCUUCAAAGACUUCCCUCAGAUGGGCCGCUUCACCCUGAGGGAUGAGGGUAAGACCAUCGCCAUCGGGAAGGUGCUGAAGCUGGUAGCUGAGAAGGACUGAGAGCUUCGGCGGGCGAGUAGCGGAGCAGCAGCCGAGCAUGGAGGAGAGUUGGGCGUUGCGGCAGGAGCAACACGUUCCCGGCCUUCCUGCCCUCCUGAAGAUCAGCUCACCAGAAACCCACCUUGUCUAACAAACCAACAAAUCUGUUUUUAAAGCAAACGAAAAAAUUAUAAUAAUAAUUUCAGUCCUACCACACGUGUCAAGCUUUCUCAUAUUGAGAGCUCAGCAGUGCCAUUUUUGUUUCGGUUUCCCCCUCGCCAGACUCCAGAGACGGUUGCGUUUUGUCGUCGUUUCUAUCCGGACGCGGGAUGCCGCGGCGGCAGAACACACUCCGAUACCGCGUGGACCAGAGUGCGCUCGCGUGACCCUCAAGUCUGAAACGAUUCACCGGCCGAAACCGAAACGUUGAUUAUAUGGGUCGUUAUCGUCUCUCUUUGCUUAAACACACUUUGGUUUUUCUUCUCGUAGCGUUCCUGCCACGUGCACGGGUGCUCCUCACAUGUUAUUAAAGCAACUUCUAUGACAAUAAAAUAUUAAAUUGGGGAAAUGAUACGA
Molecule: messenger RNA, 2395 nt
Organism: Trichomycterus rosablanca
Lineage: Eukaryota; Metazoa; Chordata; Actinopteri; Siluriformes; Trichomycteridae
Gene: gspt1l
Product: G1 to S phase transition 1, like
Exons: 14
Coding region: 194-1840 (548 amino acids)
Biological process (GO): translation
Cellular component (GO): translation release factor complex
Molecular function (GO): GTP binding; translation release factor activity; GTPase activity
Source: RefSeq, a predicted model, not a curated record